AUGUCAAAACAUUCAAUCCAAUCCAAUUCAGAAUCAACUUCCAUCAAAAUAGACAAUGCAAGAGUCAAACUAUUAACACUCUUAAAUGUAACAGCAGCAAAACCAACGAAAAGUUUAUCUAAAUCUCAAACACCUAUUCAAAGAGAUUGGAAUUCGAUUGCUCGUUCAUCUAUUUCAAAAUCAAUCACUCAUCAAACCCAUUCAAUCAAUCAAAUCUCAUUAGAAUCUACAUCAACUGGAAUUCUUGAAAGUUCAAAUCAAGAAACCUUGGUAGAAGAUUUCUAUUCGAAUCAUUUUGGAGCUGAAACAAGUUUAUUAAAUUCAACAAGAAUCGAGUUAUCAAAAGAUUGGAAGAAUUGGAAACUGACUUCGAAUUCAAAACUUGAUGAAAAACGUAUCAUUCGAUAUUCAAUCAAUUCUCCUAUACCUCAUCAACUUGAUUCUUCAUCAAAACCUAUUCCCAAAAUUGUUAAGACUCGAAAUCAAUGGAUCGAAAAUCUUACAAGUCAUCAAACUCAAGUGUUUGAAAGUUUAAAAACAUAUCAAGAUCUUUGGUUUACAAACCUACCUUAUAAUCAAUCUAGAGUUGAUUUCCGUAUUUCGAUUGCUUUAUGGACUUUAGAACAUGUUAAAGAAACCAGACGUCAAGUUUUAAAAAACGAUAAACAUUUGGCUCGUAUCGCUCAACAAAACAUCACUCCUGUCUCUACAGUACAAGACCCUAAUGAUUCCACAACUCAAACCAAACCUACUCCCGAGAUGAUCGAACCUGAUUUAAGAGACCAAGGAUUCACACGACCGAAAGUGUUGAUCUUAUUACCAUUCAGAUCAUCAGCAUACGAUUGGGUAACCAAACUGAUCAAAUACACAACAAGUCCAAACCCAUCCAAAGAAUCGAUUCCAAAAGGAUUCGAUCGAUUCGAAAAAGAAUAUACUUUACCUAAAGGAACAGAAGAUAAAUUAGAAACAGAUGAAGCUAGAGAGAAAUAUACAUUAGAACAUCGAAUGAUCUUUGCUGGAAAUGUAGAUGAUGAUUUCAAAUUAGGCAUCCAAUUGACUUCUAAUCCAACUCAACUUAAACUGUAUUCUAAUUUUUUUCAAUCGGAUUGGAUUAUUGGAAGUCCAGUUGGAUUAAGAAAAUUGAUUGAAAAAGAAGGGGAUGCUGAUUUUCUUUCUUCUAUCGAGAUGGUCAUUGCUGAUCAAAUGGAUGUGAUGCUGAUGCAAAAUUGGGAUCAUGUAGAGUUUCUUUUUGAUCAUCUAAAUCAAAUCCCAAGUAAACCUAGGGAUACCGAUUUCUCAAGAGUCAAACCAUGGUAUCUAGACGAUCAUGCAAAACAUCUAAGACAAACUAUCUUACUCUCAUCUUUAAGUUCACCCGAACAAACUUCAUUAUUUAGAAGACUUACGAAUCAAUCGGGUAAAUCGAUUGAAUUCUAUCAAGCUAAUUUGAUUCGAUCUGGAAUUCUAUGGAAACUCAAACCUGGCUUACAACAAACUUGGUUAAAGUUUAAGUUUGAUGAAGAUCUACAAGAAGAAGAAGAGAUGAGGUUAAAGGUCUUUAAGGAAAAACUUUUGAUACCACUCUUGGCUUCUGCUAUGGUGAAAUCAGGUUUGGGUGGGAUUAUGAUCUUUGUGACGGAUUAUUUUGAGUUUGUUAAACUUGAAGAAUAUAUGAGAACAUUGGAUGAGAUCAAAUUUGUGUCAAUUUCAGAAUACUCAACUCCAUCUGAAAUCAAUGCAGCUCGAUCUGCUUUUUUCAAUCAACACGUUUCAUUUCUAAUAGUCACCGAAAGGUUUCAUUUCUAUCAUCGAUACAAACUAAGAGGAGCUAAAGAGAUUCUCUUUUAUUCACCACCGAUCCAUUCGGAUUAUUAUUUAGAGUUUUGUAAUGAAUAUCCAUUUGAGAAAGGUAGAGUGGAUGUAGAAGAAGUUAAAGUUAAAGUUUUGUUUUCUGAUUUGGAUUCUAAUCGGAUUGAAAGGAUCGUUGGGUUAGAUGGGUGUAGGAAAAUGGUGAAGGGUGAUGGAAUGAAAUUUACUUUUGUUUGACAUGG
This is a messenger RNA of Melampsora larici-populina 98AG31, 2051 nucleotides long. RefSeq lists its product as uncharacterized. Gene Ontology annotation, biological process: maturation of SSU-rRNA from tricistronic rRNA transcript (SSU-rRNA, 5.8S rRNA, LSU-rRNA). The record is from RefSeq and is a predicted model, not a curated record. Gene Ontology annotation, molecular function: rRNA binding; U3 snoRNA binding. NCBI's taxonomy places the organism in Eukaryota, Fungi, Basidiomycota, Pucciniomycetes, Pucciniales, Melampsoraceae. Gene Ontology annotation, cellular component: small-subunit processome; nucleolus. The transcript is spliced from 7 exons. The coding region runs from base 1 to 2046 and encodes 681 amino acids.